AUGCCCCGCAUGGCCAUCCGAAUGGCAUCGGCGGCGCAAUGGGCUGCACUCGGUCCAUAUUUACAGACGAUGCUUCCUCGCUACGCUGUGCAAUUGACUCAACUUAGCGGCCCCCUUUGUGGGGUCUUGGUGGGGCCCAUCGUUGGAGCCUACUCGGACCGAAACACGUCGUGUUUUGGACGUCGUCGGCCUUAUCUUGUCACUGCUGCAGUCGGGAGCAUUAUCUACUGGGUCCUCAUGAGCUACACAAGAGAAUUGGGAGAUGCCUUUGGUGACGUAUCUCUGCUCACUGUACUCUUCUACUUCUGGACGGGAUUUAUGAUCCACCUCUCGCGUGCGCCUGCAAUGUUACUGAUUUCCGACUUUGCAGGCCAACAUCAGACCGUCGGAGCUGCACUUGGUCAAGGAUGGUCAGUUCUUGGAGCUGUUCUAGUGGCUGUGUACACGGAAUGCUUCGGUGCAGCUUACAACUCGUUGGGCUGGUUCAUGGGGAUGCUAUCCAUUGUCAUGGCCGUCAGCAUUGGAGCAGCGUGUUAUGUGGCAAAGGAGUCACCGCUGGAGAAGUCGAUGGAGAAGCAGAGCUGCUGCCAGAACGUAACCAGUGCCUUUGGCUCAAUACUCAGUGCCGUGCGAACACUACCUAAAGUGCUAGUGGUGUACUGUAUCGUGCUCUUCUUCAUCCAACGCGAUCAAUGCCGCCACGUGUGA
Messenger RNA from Phytophthora infestans T30-4, 708 nucleotides. RefSeq names its product Glycoside-Pentoside-Hexuronide (GPH):Cation Symporter Family. The transcript has 3 exons. Gene Ontology annotation, cellular component: membrane. Gene Ontology annotation, molecular function: sucrose:proton symporter activity. The coding region runs from base 1 to 708 and encodes 235 amino acids. Gene Ontology annotation, biological process: sodium ion transport. The record is from RefSeq and is a predicted model, not a curated record. Lineage: Eukaryota; Oomycota; Peronosporomycetes; Peronosporales; Peronosporaceae.